GGGGGCGAGCGCGCACCCUCUCACCACCUCACCUCGAGGCUCGGUUGUGGCUAGUGUAGUAGCACCGCAUCGCUGCCGCCUCGGACUCGCGCUUUCUCUUUCCUCCUCCUUCUUAGAGGAGUGCCCAUCCCUUCGCCCCACGCCUUGGAGUAGCGUGAACUUGCCCGGGGACUCCAAAGGGAAACGAGCUGGAAAAUGGAAAAACAGGAACCAGCAGAGUCAUCUCAAAAUACCAAACAGUCUAUUAUUUCAGAGGAGUUAAUUUCAGAAGGAAAAUGGGUCAAGCUUGAAAAAACAACUUACAGGGAUCCUACUGGUAAAACAAGAACUUGGGAAACUGUCAAACGUACAACCAGGAGAGGACAGUCGGCUGAUGGUGUGGCGGUCAUCCCAGUGCUGCAGAGAACUCUGCAUUAUGAGUGCAUCGUUCUGGUCAAGCAGUUCCGACCACCCAUGGGAGGCUACUGCCUAGAAUUCCCCGCAGGUCUCCUCGAAGGCGACGAGAGCCCGGAAGCAGCCGCCCUGCGGGAGCUGGAGGAGGAGACUGGCUACAAGGGUGAAGUCGCUGAAUGUUCUCCAGCCGUAUGCAUGGAUCCGGGUUUGUCCAACUGCACCACACACAUCGUGACAGUGACUAUCAACGGAGAUGAUGCUGAAAACGUAAGGCCGAAGCCAAAGCCAGAAUUUGUGGAGGUAAUUUCCUUACCAAAGAACGACCUGCUGAAGAGGCUUGAUGCUCUGAUGGCUGAAGAACAGCUGACAGUGGACGCCAGAGUCUAUUCCUACGCCCUGGCGCUGAAACAUGCAAACACGAAGCCGUUCGAAGUGCCCUUCCUGAAGUUUUAAGGCCAAAGGACAGUGGCUGUGUUUUUAUACACAGAACCACCAGGCCUCCUUCACUAAGACUUUGUAUUCAGCUUAGUCUUAAUGUAGAUUUGAAAUUAGCUUUUUCAUAAAAUAAAAGCAACAUAGAAUGCAUGUCGUAGUAUGGAAUUGUAAUUACAGGGAGGUUGCAGCCUUCGUUUAAAUGCUAAGCUACAGCUAAUAUUAAAGAAGAACAUAAAUGCAUGUAUGUUUAAUCCAGCUUUAAAAAACAACACAAAAAACUCAGCUGUUACUUUUGUGAUCUAGUCCAGAAUACAGUAUUUCUACAGGAAAAAAGCCCUGAAUUGCAAAUUAGGUUAACUCUUUCCACCACCCUCCUCCAAAAAAAAAAAAAAUAGCAAGGUGUGCAAGGAACUGUUGCCAUUAGUUGUUUGUUUUUUUUGAAGACAGGCCUACAGGGACUUUCUUGGCCUCUCCUAAUUGAGUUACCCACUAUAUGGAGUUAAUCUAUGUAGUGAGGGUAUAAAAUGGAAAGUAACAUUUGCGAUAAGCAAGUGUUUCCAGUUAGUGAGGGUCCUUACAGUCAGCUGAUUACGGGAGGGUGACCAGCUCUUAGAAAAACGGUUGUUGGUUAAGAGGCUAAUGAAAAGACAAAGCCCAUCCCCAAGCACGUGUAUAUACUUUAGAAUCUCAUUUCCUGUCCUUACCUCAAAGAGUACUUGAAAUUUCUAAAAACCAAAUCCAUAGGAAUAAGGUUUACAUGAUGGUUUACGUGAUGUGGGGCAUUGUCUUGGUGUUAAGCCAUGGUACAGCCACAUAACACGUAUCGGAAACCCAAUACAAUUGUUUUUAAAGGAAAAAAAAGGAUUGUGUCUGGCUCAUGCUGUGCCUAAAACCCCAUCAUCCUCAGGGGUCCACCAGCAUCACUGGCUGUUUUCUUACCUCUUGAGCUUGGUGCUUGUGUAGACUUCUGUGGCCUCCAGCAGCUCCAGGACUACUGCCUUUUCGGUGUGGCCCCGAGCAGAAGUCUCUAGAUGGUUCUCAUUGGCCAUGCCUCUGUCAUGCUUCCAGCCGUGGAUCCAGGGGUUAGCCAGGCCCCUCAGAGCCAGAGAGAAUCGGGGGACUAAUGCCAGAAAGGCUGCAGUAUAUUUUGUUUGUCUACAGGGUCACUGUCUUCCCUAGAUAUAUUUUUAGGAGCAAAAAUACAAGAUCUUUAUAUUGUACUUCCUAAACAAGAAUGUACAGAAUUAUGGAACAAGAGGACAAAGAUCAACUCUUCUCAUAAAUAUGUAAAACUCAGCCCCAACAACUUGCUCUAACAGUAGCCUUCCCCUAUGCCUCUUUAAAAAAAAAAAAAAAUCCUUGUUAUAAAUCAUCGG
This is a messenger RNA of Camelus dromedarius (Arabian camel), 2204 nucleotides long. It is a transcript of the gene NUDT5, whose product is annotated as nudix hydrolase 5. Gene Ontology annotation, cellular component: nucleus. The record is from RefSeq and is a predicted model, not a curated record. Lineage: Eukaryota; Metazoa; Chordata; Mammalia; Artiodactyla; Camelidae. Gene Ontology annotation, molecular function: ADP-ribose diphosphatase activity. The transcript is spliced from 9 exons. Gene Ontology annotation, biological process: nucleoside phosphate metabolic process; ribose phosphate metabolic process. The coding region runs from base 196 to 846 and encodes 216 amino acids.